GAUAGUGAGCGUCAGUCCAGCUGCGCGCUCACACUAUAGCCAUUUUCCUGUUGACUCCGCUCUCCGCCACGUUGGAUCCUCUACGUGUGUGUGUGUGUGUGUCGCAUUCUCCUCCUGCGCACCACCAGCGUUAUGUUUGUGAUGAGGCGGGAAAUGGCGUCCACACAGACAUGGUUGAUCCGUGACUAGCUACCGAGCGACAGACACAGCUGGCAGCACCGAGCACGGCCCGACCUCUAUCGGUGGCCGUCACGGUCGCGGCCGAGAGCUGACAACGCUGCGGCAAGUUUCGAAGAGCUUCCUUGAUAUAGUCGCUUCUUCUAUGUGACGUUGGAGCAUGAUGAGGCUGAGAGUGCGUAAAGCUCCUCAGCAGCCGAACGUAGGCCGUCGAACCCACCCGUCCCAGGCCAAACGGAAACACUGUGAAGUGGAACCAUCCCCGGUGAGAGGUCGAGGCAAAAUGCAGAAGAAUGAAACAGGCCUGCUCUCCACUAUUAAGAAAUUCAUCCGUGGAAAUGCUGUCAAGGUGGAGCAGGAUAUCCCUGCCAAGAGAAGUCGUAUUGAUUGUAAUUCUGAAAGCGAUCUUAUUACUUCAACACCACAGACUAGAGGCCUUUCCAACAAAACAGUCUCCAGAGUUUGCCGGAAAACUCCAAAUAAAGACACAAUGACAUGCAACAGUAAACCCAUGAAACCAAACGGUAAACUAGAGGCUCCCGUCGAGGCAGCGAGCAGCCCACCACGCACCACCCUGCUUGGAACCAUCUUCUCUCCAGUCUUCAACUUUUUCUCACCAGCAACUAAAACUGCCACUCCUGGCUCAGACUCUCCCGGCCAAGCAAUGGAGGCAGAGGAAAUCAUGAAGCAGCUGGACAUUGAGCAGGCGGAAGAAAUGCCAAGCAGCACUCUUACAUCCACAGAGGGCAUCACUCCAUGUCACACUGCCCCAGUCUUACCACAGAGGCUUCAGAUAGGCUCUGAUACAACCAUAGAAGAAGGGGAGAUUGUCACUGAAACUGACAUGCCCCCGUUAACAGCUCCCGGUAGUAUGCCAGAUGGCAGUUACCCGCACACGUUACCUUCAGCCCCUCCAGAGACUUCAUACGAUGAGGACUGGGAAGUUUUUGAUCCGUACUUCUUCAUCAAGCACGUGCCUCCGCUGACAGAAGAGCAGUUAACACGCAAACCAGCGUUACCUUUAAAAACACGCAGCACGCCAGAGUUUUCCCUCGUCUUGGAUCUGGAUGAAACUCUGGUUCACUGUAGUUUGAAUGAGCUAGAAGAUGCCGCUCUGACAUUCCCUGUACUCUUUCAGGAUGUAAUUUACCAGGUUUAUGUUCGGUUGAGGCCCUUUUUCCGAGAGUUUCUUGAGCGCAUGUCUCAAAUGUAUGAGAUUAUCCUCUUCACGGCUUCGAAGAAAGUGUACGCCGACAAGUUGCUCAACAUCCUGGAUCCCAAAAAACAGUUGGUCAGACACAGGCUAUUUCGGGAGCACUGUGUGUGUGUUCAAGGAAACUAUAUUAAAGACCUCAACAUUCUCGGACGGGAUCUUUCCAAGACGAUAAUAAUUGACAACUCACCCCAAGCCUUUGCCUACCAGCUUUCCAAUGGAAUCCCAAUCGAGAGCUGGUUUGUGGACAGAAAUGACAAUGAGCUUCUAAAGCUUGUUCCUUUCCUCGAGAAGCUCGUGGAGCUGAAUGAAGAUGUCAGGCCGCACAUCCGAGAGCGGUUUCGUUUGCACGACCUCUUGCCUCCAGAUUGAGGAUCUCAUGUUCUUUCAGUUCAAGAUGGUAUCAAAAUUGGAAAAAUACUGACCCCCCCAGAAGGAUAUAUUCAAUGGAUCUCUCUUUGCAAACAUUGCCAUUAUUAUUAUUGUUAUUAUUGUUAUUAUUUUUUUAAAUCAUGCAAAAAAUUUGAAAGCUACGUUUGAGUGAAAAGCCCUGGAUGUUUUUAUGCAUACACGCUCAAACUAGACUCAGAACAAACAGAGCUGCUCGCUGCAGCAGGGUCUUCACUCUUUGCUCGCUUCUUCUAAGUGCGACCUUGAAGACGGCCUCCUGGAAGGUAUUUUGUCUUUUAACAACAAUUUUGGAUUGACAAAACUGAAUGUCAUGCAGUGUUGGAUGAUAUGGACCUUGUUGGCUUCAGCCUGACCUCGAACGACCAGUCAAACCUGUAUAAUAUUCACUCUAUUUACUUGUAAAUAUAUGUACAUAAUGUUUUUUUUUUUCUUUUUUCUCUUUGAGGUUUUUAAGUCAUUUUAUUUUCAGAUUUUAGUAUGUAUUCUUUUGAUUCAGUUGCUUUUAUAAAAACCAACAAAAUGUUAGUGUGUUCUGUUUGAAGUUGCUGAUAAACAGCUGCUUUUCUGUUGUAUGCCUGCAUUAUUCCUGUGAUGCUUUACUCCAUUACAUGCAGUUGUCUGUAAUAAGGUGCGGUUUUAAAAAUGUAUCUUUGGGAGGAAAAUGUUUCUAAAACGAUAUUUUAAAGCUCUGUAAUGUAAGCUAGAAUAGGGUCUCAGCUGAAUACAAAAGCCAUAAUGGCCGAAUAAUAAUUUUGGAGAUUUGUAUUUGAGAGUCCAUUUCGACACCUUGAUCGUCCUCUUUGAUGAGGGGCGGGGCGGGGGUUUCAGGCAUCUUGCACUUUGACAUCCAGCCCUUUGUAAGUUGAUGUAAAAUCUUGUCACUUUUCUACACAGGUGUGUAUCACCUUGGUUUGUUAUGUGGGGGUAAAAAAAAAAAAAAAAAAAGAAAGGAAAAAAAGAAAUUGUAGCACCAGCAAAUUGCCAACAUGUUUGCUUUGAAAUCUUGUUUUCCAAGACGUCUUAUAUGUGGGAUCUUUAUGAUGUAGGAGUCACAAGUUUUAUUGACUAUUGAAUGAUCACUCCUGUUGUAUUCAGUGUUACUCAAUGGUUUCCUUGAAAAUAAAUACAUUUUAUACGA
Messenger RNA from Thunnus maccoyii (southern bluefin tuna), 2939 nucleotides. RefSeq names its product CTD (carboxy-terminal domain, RNA polymerase II, polypeptide A) small phosphatase like 2a (gene ctdspl2a). Gene Ontology annotation, molecular function: phosphoprotein phosphatase activity. The transcript has 13 exons. The record is from RefSeq and is a predicted model, not a curated record. Bases 338 to 1762 code for a protein of 474 amino acids. Lineage: Eukaryota; Metazoa; Chordata; Actinopteri; Scombriformes; Scombridae.